Messenger RNA from Lontra canadensis (Northern American river otter), 1985 nucleotides. RefSeq names its product anti-Mullerian hormone receptor type 2 (gene AMHR2). Gene Ontology annotation, molecular function: transforming growth factor beta receptor activity; ATP binding. The record is from RefSeq and is a predicted model, not a curated record. Gene Ontology annotation, biological process: cellular response to growth factor stimulus; protein phosphorylation; BMP signaling pathway. Lineage: Eukaryota; Metazoa; Chordata; Mammalia; Carnivora; Mustelidae. The transcript is spliced from 10 exons. Gene Ontology annotation, cellular component: plasma membrane; signaling receptor complex. The coding region runs from base 124 to 1887 and encodes 587 amino acids.
GUCUACGGGGGGGGGCUUUUCACUCAACCACUGAGGGAAAGGGGGACUUGAAGCAGCAGCCACCCCUCUGGAAGAGUAAGUGGGGUGGGUGAGUGAGGGCAAAAAGUAGAUCCAUGUGUCCCCAUGGUGAGGUCAGGUUCCAGACCUCUGCUGACCCUGUUUCCUCUUACAGCAUUACCAUGCUGGUCCUGGUAUAUGAAACAUGUUUUGUGUCUCCUUUUGGCUGCUGCUUUUGCCCCUGCAUUCACUCCCAUCUUGAACCUUCCCCUCUCCCCACCCUGGGCCACAGCACCCCCAAGCAGGCGGACCUGUGUGUUCUUUGAGGCCCCUGGAGUGCGGGGAAGCACAAAGACACUGGGGAAGCUGCUAGAUGCAGGACCAGGGCCUCCCAGGGUUAUCCGCUGCCUCUACAGCCGCUGCUGUUUUGGGAUCUGGAACCUGACCCAAGACCAGGCACAGGUGGAGAUGCAAGGAUGCCGAGACAGUGAUGAGCCAGACUGUGAGUCCCCGCACUGUGACCUGAGCCCCCGAGCCCACCCCAGCCCGAGGUCCACUCUCUUCACCUGCUCGUGUGGCACUGACUUCUGCAAUGCCAAUUACAGUCAUCUGCCUCCUCCAGGGAGCCCUGGGACUCCUGGCUCCCACGGUCCCCCCACCGUCCCAGGCGAGUCCAUCUGGAUGGCGCUGGUACUGCUGGGACUAUUCCUGUUCCUCCUGCUGGGCAGCAGCAUCCUGGCCCUGCUACAGCGAAAGUCCUGCAGAGUGCAGGGUGGGUCAACGCCAGAGCCAGAGCCAGAGCCAGAGCCAGAGCUGGAAUCAGGCAGGGACUGGAGUGCUGAGCUGCCCGAGCUGCCCGAGCUGUGUUUCUCUCAGGUCAUCUGGGAAGGAGGUCAUACAGUGGUGUGGGCUGGACAGCUGCAAGGCAAACUGGUAGCCAUCAAGGCCUUUUCCCGGAGGGCUGUGGCCCAGUUCCAAGCCGAGAGAGCGUUGUACGAGCUGCCAGGCCUACAGCACGACCACGUUGUCCGCUUUAUCACCGCCAGCAGAGGGGGCCCUGGGCCCCUGCCCUGUGGGCCCCUGCUGGUACUGGAAUUGCACCCGAAGGGCUCCCUGUGCCACUACUUGACCCAGCACACCAGUGACUGGGGAAGUUCCGUGCGGAUGGCACUGUCUCUGGCGCGGGGCCUGGCAUUCCUCCAUGAGGAGCGCUGGCAGGAUGGCCAAUAUAAACCAGGGAUCGCCCACCGAGAUCUGAGCAGCCAGAAUGUGCUCAUUCGGGAAGAUGGGUCAUGUGUCAUUGGAGACCUAGGCCUCGCCUUGGUGCUCCCUGGCCUCGCCCAGCCUCCCACCUGGGCCCCUACUCAACCCCGAGGCCCUGCUGCCAUCAUGGAGGCUGGCACCCAGAGGUACAUGGCACCAGAGCUCUUGGACAAGACUCUGGACCUACAGGACUGGGGCACGGCCCUCCGACAAGCCGAUGUGUACUCUCUGGCUCUGCUCCUCUGGGAGAUCCUGAGCCGCUGCCCAGAUCUGUGGCCGGACAGCAGACCACCACCCUUCCAGAUGGCCUAUGAGGCAGAACUGGGUAGCACUCCUAGCACCUGUGAGCUGUGGACCUUGGCGGUAGAGGAGAGAAGGCGGCCCUGCAUCCCACCCACUUGGCACGGCUUCACCACAGACCCUGGCGGCCUGAGAGAGCUGCUGGAGGACUGUUGGGAUGCGGACCCAGAAGCAAGGCUGACGGCAGCAUGUGUUCAGCAGCGUCUGGCCGCCCUGGCCCAUCCUCAGGAGGCCUGCCCCUUCCCAGAGAGCUGUGCCCAAGGCAGCCCACCUCUCUGUCCAGAAGCCUGCCUCUCAGGCCCUCCCCAUGGCCAUCCCCCCUUGUAGGCCUCAGUGGAACGUCUGCUACUUUAGCCUCCAGCAAGGCCUUUGUUCCGGGGGUCCUCCCACAUUGUGUCUCACCUGUAAAUGUGCAACUUAUGUAU